Molecule: messenger RNA, 330 nt
Organism: Piliocolobus tephrosceles (Ugandan red Colobus)
Lineage: Eukaryota; Metazoa; Chordata; Mammalia; Primates; Cercopithecidae
Product: keratin-associated protein 9-2
Exons: 1
Cellular component (GO): keratin filament
Source: RefSeq, a predicted model, not a curated record
UGCUGCCAGCCCACCUGUGUGACCAGCUGCUGUCAGCCUUCCUGCUGCAGCACACCCUGCUGCCAGCCCACCUGCUGUGGGUCCAGCUGCUGUGGCCAAACCGGCUGUGGAUCCAGCUGUGGCCAGACCAGCUCCUGUGCACCUGUCUACUGCAGAAGAACCUGCUACCACCCCACAUGUGUCUGCCUGCCUGGUUGCCUAAACCAGAACUGUAGCUCCACCUGCUGCCAGCCCUGCUGCCGCCCAGCCUGCUGUGAGACCACCUGCUGCAGGACCACUUGCUUCCAGCCCACCUGUGUGACCAACUGCUGCCAGCCUUCUUGCUGCUGA